Molecule: messenger RNA, 641 nt
Organism: Cloeon dipterum
Lineage: Eukaryota; Metazoa; Arthropoda; Insecta; Ephemeroptera; Baetidae
Product: C-type lectin domain family 17, member A-like
Exons: 5
Coding region: 64-582 (172 amino acids)
Source: RefSeq, a predicted model, not a curated record
CGCUGCUCGUUCAUCACUCUGUGGCCAGCUGAACGCACAGAAAGGACCUCACAUUCAGACGAAAUGCAAUCUCUAAAAACCCUUUGCCUCCUUCUGCUCGUGGGAAUUUCUGCUGCCCUCGCCGCUCCAGCCGAGGAUACUACUACUGCCCAGCCGCAAUGCCCGCCGUCAAGCAUUGAAACGCAUUUGCUCUCGAACGGCAAGAAAUAUUACUUCCAUAAGAAAUGGGUGGACCACGAGGACGCAAAGCGUUUUUGCAAGAGAAACAACAUGCGUCUUCCAAUCCUGGACACGCGUGAGGAGUUGGACGUGGUGCACGCCAAAGCCUUAAACAUCUCUGGAGUUGCGUGGUGGGUGGACGCGUCCGACGUAGGACGGGAGCCCGGACAGUUCCGGUGGGGCAACGGACAGGAGCUGCCCCUCAACAGCUCGCUCUGGUUCAAGGAGGAGAAUCAGCCCAACUCUUUCGGCCCAGGCAAGAAGACUUGCGUGGUUUUUUCCACGUUUUACGCCAAACACCUGUGGGACGAAGGUUGCAGGGGCACGAAUUUUGCCGUCUGCCAGGCCAACGACGGAUGCUAAACCAGACUCCAAUUUUGUGUGAAAAUUGAAAUAAAGAUUUUCAUACUGCACACUUUGAA